Messenger RNA from Neoarius graeffei (lesser salmon catfish), 2236 nucleotides. RefSeq names its product signal transducing adaptor family member 2b (gene stap2b). The transcript is spliced from 14 exons. Bases 273 to 1535 code for a protein of 420 amino acids. The record is from RefSeq and is a predicted model, not a curated record. Gene Ontology annotation, molecular function: signaling adaptor activity. NCBI's taxonomy places the organism in Eukaryota, Metazoa, Chordata, Actinopteri, Siluriformes, Ariidae.
GCACGCGCGCGCGCCUCCAGGCCAGUGUGAGUGUGUGAGAGACAGAGAGACACACACGGAGACAGACAGACACACACACAGAGACAGACAGAUAGAGACACACAGAGACAGACAGACAGAGACACACAGAGACAGACACAGACAGAGACACACACACACAGAGACACACAGAGAGAGAGAGAGAGAGAGAUAUGAUGUGAGUGCAGGUUGUCCAGUCCCGGUGUGUGUGGUGACGGUUCUUUCCCCGCGUUCUUCGGUUCCGGUCCGAGCCCAUGGCGGCGAUGAGGCGCGCAAGGAGAUCCAGAUGGCAGCUGCCCCCCUGCCACUAUGAGGGAUUUCUAGAAAAGAGGUCGUUUAAGGAUAAAGUUAGUCACAAGUUUUGGGCUGCAUUGUGCGGAAACUCUCUGUUCUUCUACAACAACAGCAAGGACAGUGAUUAUGUGGAAAAGCAGGAUUUGUCAACUUUCAUCUCUCUGACUGAUGACCCAAGUGUUGAUCGUAAACUCGUCGCAGCGAGACUCCACCUGCGCUUGAAAGACGAUGAUCUCUACCUCACGGCUCCAAGUCUAGAAGCCCGUGAGCUGUGGAAAGGCUUCAUCAUGUCCGUGGUUCAGCUGGAAGUGCCCACCUCCCUGAACCUGCUUCCUGGUCAGCUUCACAUGCUGAGAGAAGCUGUGGACAAAGAGAAGGAGAGAUUGAAAGACACGACUGAAAAGACAUCCACAUGUGCAGCUACACAAGCUUCAAUAACAGUAGCUAGUGGAGAUCCUGACGUUUACCUGUCCGUCCCGUCCGAAAUGCCAGCGUGCUUUCACAGGGUGUCCCGGGAUGAUGCUGAGGUCCUUUUGGAAAAGCACGAAGAUAAAGGAAACCUGCUGCUCAGACCCAGCCGAGAUGGAACCUCUUUUGCUGUUACUACUCGGCAGGAUUUAAAUGGACCGGUUUACCGACAUUACCGAGUGACACGGAGCCUUGAUGGAGGAUUUGCCAUUGCUGUUGACAGUCCAAUUUCUUGCACAACCCUCCAUGAUGUCGUGAACUACAUGAUCGAGAAGACUGGAGGAGCUUUCAAACCCUUGGUUCUAGAGCACACAUAUGAAAAAAACAUCGAGUACAUAGAGGACGAUAAGGAGAACGGAGAGAAGUGUGCGCGCUAUGCAUCCAGCGACCCUGUGAGCCUUAAACUAAUCCCCAAACCAGCUCCGAGGAAGAAAUACUCUUGUCAAAAGGACAACAUCUACCAAAACCCAUCUGAUGAGGAAGAUGACAAUGUUGACCACCCUCCUCCUCUCUUGCCUCGGGUCCCAGUGAAAACUUUGCCGCAUCAGCUGUCGAUGCCUGACCUGUCAGUAGGUCCGGGCGGGGCUUUGCUUCCACCAACUGCACGCCAACGCAGCAUCUCGGUGACCCCUGAAACAAAGCCAAAACCAGUGAUCUUGCCAGCGUGUGUCACAAAAAACCUUUCUCACAGUGUUCAUGAAGAACUAAAACAAAAGCUGCAGUUGAAGUGUGGCAGAGUGACCUCUGACUCCUAGCCAACCAGCUUGUCUUUAAAAAAAAAAAAAAUGAAGGAGCCAUUUAAUAAUGAAGAUCUCUGCACAAUUGAGCCAUUUUUCUCUGGUGUAGAAUAUCCCUUGAUUCACAGCCAGCAAUGUACAUUUGGAAGAGACUAAUGGGGGGAGAGAGAGAGAGACUGGAUGCUUGUGAAGCACCUUGAAGAUUAACAGCUUAUUAAUCCUGCGCUUUAAUUUUUACUAUGACUCAGUGUACAUUAGGAAGUACCAGGAAGUGUGUACUUGCCAUAUUAUUGUCUGUGUCUGACAUAUGUUCUCACAGUAAAUCAGUGUAUAGCAUUUUUGCUAAUCAAAAUCUACCUGUCUGUAUAGCAUUAUUGCUAUUGUUGCAUUUGAUGUCUUCUUUAUGACCUAAUUAACAGUAUUCUAAUGUAAAGUAAUAUAAUAAUGCAGAUUUUUCAUACGUAUCCAUAUAAUUGACAAUUUAGUUAUAUUUGUAAAAGAUGGUGUACAUUAAGCACAAUAACAUCAUUCUUUAACGUAAGGAAUUUCUAUAUUUGCUCUUAUACUGGAUUUCUAUGAAAAGCACAAUAAAUGUUUAAAUAAAUAACAGAUCUACUCGUUGUCUGUCUCCUGUAUUCCACUUUUACAAAGACUACACCAAAGCAGUGACCUUAUUCUUGAAUCUGAUUGGUCAGAAGGUGCUAAUUAAUUUUCUUUCC